CAGACCUAAACCCAGGCAGCGGGGAGGACAGAGACUUUGAGGCUGCGCGAGGCGUAAUUAUGGUUUUGUGAAUUUGACAAGGAGGUGGAGGAUUACAUCACCGGCACAAAGAGGAAACAAAAGUCAGCUAAUCCGAGCACUGCACAGAGGGAACCAAAUUCCUGCUCAAGCAUGGCAGACCAGAAAGACAACAUAGAUGACUUUAAAGUCCAGACAGCCAAGCACUCUAACAUGAGUUCGGCCCCUUUACGGCCACACAGUGAACAUUCUAAAGACCGGGCAUCCAAAAGGCUUUCAUCUGAUUCUAAUGGGACCAGUGAAGGAGGUGUGGGGUCAUCCACACCAGUGGAGCUGACUGCUUUGGAAGAGGCGUUUCGGCGAUUCGCCAUCCAUGGUGACACACGUGCUACCGGCAAAGAUUUGCACGGCAAGAACUGGUCCAAACUCUGCAAGGACUGCAGUGUGAUUGAUGGCAAGAACAUCACCCUCACUGAUGUCGACAUCGUCUUUAGCAAAGUCAAGAAGAAAUCCUCUCGCACCAUCACAUUUGAGGAGUUCAAGGUUGCCCUCGGAGAACUCGCCAAAAAGAAAUAUAAAGAAAAGACCGCAGAGGAUGCUGAGGCCGAGGUCUUUAAGCUGAUCGAGGGGAAGACACCUGUCAUUGCUGGAGUCACAAGAGCCGUGGCUUCCCCCACAGUGAGCCGCCUCACAGACACCAGCAAGUUUACAGGCUCACACAAGGAGCGUUUUGACACCACCGGGCGUGGGAAGGGUAAGGCGGGACGAGUAGACAUAGUUGACACUUCCGGAUAUGUCUCGGGAUACAAACAUCAAGGGUCCUACGAAAAGAAAGUCACUAAACCCACUGAUGCCAAACCCAUGUGAGGGAGAAGAUGAGGAAAUAAACAUUUGAUCUACUACUAGGAUACUUUUCUAAUAAAGGAGUACUCAAAGAAAGCACAAAAGAAUAGGUUUUCAUAUAUUUUCCCACCCAUCUAUUUUGUGUGUGCGUGUGUGAGAGAGUGAUAUUUUUGAGUUCCUCUCUUUGUGAAGUGUGAGAACUGGAAAACUGUUUACAUGUAUUUUUACAAAGUCAUCACCAGCUGGUACAUUCCUGUCUGAUAGCGAGCUACUGCCAAACACUGAAAGAGAACAAAUGAGAGAAACUGCUAUGCUAUGAAUACUGAAGCUUUGUUGUUAUGAUAGGGCCUUAUAUUAUUUAUUGAGCACAAUGAACAACAUGCUGAGAAAAACAGAAGUGAGACAACAGUUUGAUGAAUUAACAACAUUGCACUUUUAAUGAAAAAUUUUCUACUCCCAUAUUUAGGCGAAUAAAUGUGUUUUUAAUUUGUUUCAGCAAAGUUCAAGUAAUAAUUGGCACACAUUUCUGACAGAUAUUAUUAGUUUUUCUUUUUCUUUUGGAAUAUUAAAAUUGUUCAUUCCAUCUUCAGUGUUGUUUGUCUGCCAUCCCAACUUUUUAACUGUAUGGUCUUUACAAAAUCUGCUGUUGAUUUACUUUAUAGCUCACACUGUCAUUUGAAUAAUUUGCCUUCAGCUCAAACCAAGAAUAGGAUAUUGUUAUAUAUUAUAUAUUGUAGGAUAUAUGUCUUUGUCAAUUUCCUUUUCUUUUUUUUUUGGAAAGAUACAAUUUAGAUAAUUGUGUCUUUUUUUUAACUUAUGCCAUAUCUUCUGGGUUUUGUAAAUGUGUUAAGCAUAAAAAACAUGCAAAUUACUGAAAUGGGUCUUGUAACUCAAACUAAAUUCUUUAAAUAUGAUUUCUUUAUUUUCUCUUACACUGUCAUUAUUCAGACCCUAUUGUGUCUACCAUUUUAAUAACAUGCAUUUCACAAUUGGUGACUUCAGCUGAAGAAGGAAGCUCUAACCACAGCAGAUGAGCCGAGUUGUACAAGAUUGUAUCUUUAACAUUCUACUUCAAAUUGUAUUUACUCAUCAGAUUCAUAUACAGUAGUUCUAAUAUAUUUGUGGUAAGAUUGUGUAUAUGAUAAAAGUUUUAGCCACAUGGCUUAAUUUAUGACACUGGCUUCAUGUUUUUUUAUUUGACCUGUAUUGCUGUACUUUGUGCAUGUUAUAUAUACUGCAUUUGAUUCAGAAGCAUAUAAAUAAUGUAUGUUAUUGGAACUGCCAUGCCUGCUGUGAGGACAGACUACUGGACAGACUUCAUAUUUUCUUGCUUAAAAAAAAGGAAAAAAAAAAGAGAUUAAGUAAUUAAAUUGUCGGAUCAUGGUAAAAUCUUGUAUUGCUUGAAAUCAAUAUGUAUCAACUUGUACAUGUGCAAAGUCAGCUAUUUUCUUAUGUUAUAUUUGUUGAUCACGAGUACCUUUUAAUGUGUGGUACUGUCAUCCCAGGCACACAUUUAACUGAAAAAAGCAGGGGCUUACUAUUCUAUCCUUAAAUACUGUAAGAGAUAAAGCGAUAAUUGCAAACUAGUAAUAUACUUUUGUAAAAUAUUUUUCCAACAUUGUAACAGUGUUUCUUUCACACCACCUGUAGCCUCAGCCGAUGAAGAAUCAUGCAUCAAGCGCAAAACCAGCAGCUAUCAAUGUGUUAGUUUUUUGUCUUCUGCAGUAGCAUGAGUAUCAUCUGUUUUCUGUGCUUAAUGCCAAAUACUGUGCACCUUUAAUGGAGGAACAAUAUUGUCCUUUUUUCCCUUCUUUGAAAUAACUUUUAAUGUGCUAUUGUGGCCCGGUGCAUGCAGUGUGUUUUUGUUCUUGUUCUUUAGACCUCUUAAUGUGUGUUCAUGAUUUGUAGUGCUUUAUUGAAAAUAAAAAAAACACCCCAGAACCUCUGCUGACUGGG
Messenger RNA from Scomber japonicus (chub mackerel), 2817 nucleotides. RefSeq names its product tubulin polymerization-promoting protein. Gene Ontology annotation, cellular component: microtubule. The transcript is spliced from 5 exons. Gene Ontology annotation, molecular function: tubulin binding. Lineage: Eukaryota; Metazoa; Chordata; Actinopteri; Scombriformes; Scombridae. Gene Ontology annotation, biological process: microtubule bundle formation; microtubule polymerization; positive regulation of protein polymerization. The record is from RefSeq and is a predicted model, not a curated record. Bases 172 to 885 code for a protein of 237 amino acids.